Molecule: messenger RNA, 354 nt
Organism: Staurois parvus
Lineage: Eukaryota; Metazoa; Chordata; Amphibia; Anura; Ranidae
Source: the annotation of a GenBank genome assembly
AUGGGGCCCCCGGGCAAUUGCGGAUCAUGGGGCCCCUGUGUCCUUGCCCAAACUCAAAAAAGCCUAUGAAAAAGGUACCAGGGCUAUCUCAUAGGGGCCCUCUACUGACUCUGGGCCCUCAGGCAGUGCCCGAGUUUCCAAAUGGUCAGUCUGCCGCUGUUUCCAUCCAUUGUUCAUACGACCCGUUUAGAUCCUUUUUUUCAUCUGAUCCGUUUUUUUUUCAUCUGGUUUUUCAUAUCCGUUUACAUCCGAGUACCAAGCAAGUCAAGUCUUACAAUUUUAUGUGUCUGUGAAGAGGUCACAAAACCUGUGGUAACCCAAAUAUUCUCCUCUACAGGUUAGCAGUUUAGAUUA